Messenger RNA from Closterium sp. NIES-65, 486 nucleotides. NCBI's taxonomy places the organism in Eukaryota, Viridiplantae, Streptophyta, Zygnematophyceae, Desmidiales, Closteriaceae. The record is from the annotation of a GenBank genome assembly.
AUGUUAGUUGAGAUCCAGGAACAUGACGAGCGGCAGCACGAGCGGGGGCACCCGCUGGACAGGAGUUGGGUCUACCCUUGGGAGGAGGAGGAUGAGAGACCGGUGGUGUAUGCAGAACAAGAAGAAAUCUGGCUCCCAGGAGACCGGGAGGAGGAAGCAGUGGACAAGAAGCGGGAGGACUUCAGCUGGUUGGAAGAGGCGAUCAAAAGGCAGCAGAGCAGGGAGAGGUACGAGCGGGAAUUUGGGUUUAGCGACUUCGCGCUCAUGGCUGCAACGAAAGAGGACGGUCCCACAAGGGUGGAGGCACAGGGCGAGCAGACGACUGGGGGCACAGAAGUGGCACAGCAGUCGGCAAGGGGGACAGAAAGAGCGGAGCACCCGAAGGAGGAGCAGCAGGCAUCUGGGCAAGUCAUAGGGGCAUGGGAGUGGGUAAUAGGAGAGGGCGUCUCAGAAGCAGACGCAGGCAAGCUGAAGCAGGUGUGUUAA